Molecule: messenger RNA, 936 nt
Organism: Cavia porcellus (domestic guinea pig)
Lineage: Eukaryota; Metazoa; Chordata; Mammalia; Rodentia; Caviidae
Product: olfactory receptor 8G50-like
Exons: 1
Coding region: 4-936 (310 amino acids)
Biological process (GO): sensory perception of smell; G protein-coupled receptor signaling pathway
Cellular component (GO): membrane
Molecular function (GO): olfactory receptor activity; G protein-coupled receptor activity; odorant binding
Source: RefSeq, a predicted model, not a curated record
GAAAUGGCAGAAAGAAAUCAUUCUAUAGUGACUCAGUUUAUUCUUUCUGGGUUAACAGAAAGACCAGAGCUCCAGGUUUUCCUCUUCCUUCUCUUCUUAGGUAUCUAUGUGAUCACAGUGGUGGGGAACCUGGGCAUGAUCACCCUGAUUGGGUUCAGUUCUCUCCUGCACACCCCAAUGUACUAUCUCCUCAGCAGUCUGUCCUUCAUUGACCUCUGCCAUUCCACUGUCAUUACCCCUAAAAUGCUGGUCAACUUUGUGGCAGAGAAGAACAUCAUCUCCUACCCUGAGUGCAUGGCACAACUCUACUUCUUUCUUGUGUUUGCAAUCUCAGAGUGUCACAUGUUGGCUGCAAUGGCAUAUGACCGCUACGUUGCCAUCUGUAGCCCCUUGCUUUACCAUGUCACCAUGUCUCCUCAAGUCUGCUGCUGGAUGGUAGCUGGUGUGUACAGCAUGGGUUUGGUUGGAGCGAUGGCUCACACAGUUUGCAUGUUGAGACUGCUGUUCUGCAAGUCUGAUGUAAUUAACCAUUUUUUCUGUGACCUUCUGCCUCUCCUGGAGCUCUCCUGCUCUAGUACUUUUCUUAAUGAGGUAGUGCUUCUGUGCUUAAGUGCUUUUAAUAUUUUUCUCCCAACACUGGUUAUACUUUCCUCCUACAUCUUCAUCAUAGCCAGCAUCCUCCGCAUUCGCUCCACCUCAGGCAGGUCCAAAGCCUUCAGCACCUGCAGCUCUCACAUCUCAGCAGUAGCUGUGUUCUUUGGUUCUGCUGCAUUCAUGUACCUGCAGCCCUCAUCAGUCAGCUCCAUGGACCAAGCAAAGCUGUCCUCGGUGUUUUAUGCUACUCUCCUGCCUAUGCUGAACCCACUGAUCUAUAGCCUGAGGAAUAAGGAUGUAAAAGGUGCCUUAAAGAAAUUCUUUGUAAAAAUCAAGUUGUGA